GAAUGAGGCCGCAAGCGUUGAACCAGUUGCGCGGAGGCUGCCACUUGAAUUGCGUCGGUUUUGGUGGCUUUUAGCGACAGUUUUGAAAUUGCGACCGUUACUGUUUUAUUAUGAUGCUGUUGUGCUGGUAGUUCAAGUCGUUGGUGGACACGUUGAGCAAUAUUGGAAAAAUGUGAUAAAACUUUAAUAAGUGAAUGUAUUAGAAAUACUAUUUUAAACAGUUAAAAAUAGUGUCAUUUUGGUAAAACCUCUUCAUAUGAGUUGUUGAAAUAACUGUCUUGUUGGAACCUUUGAUGAAAUUAUGCUAAAUGAUACACUUAAAGUUACUUAAAGGCUUAAAGUUUUGGAACAAAAUAUGGAUUUCACAUUAUGUCUUUUUGUUUGUUAUGAAUAAUUACAGUGUAGCGAUGUAAAUGAAGAUCAAGACAAUCGUCGAUCAUCCAGUUGUACAGUUGCUAAACUUCGGCUCAUCAUCCAAAAAAAAUCUGUAGGUGCGGUGGUAUUGGUCGGUUCGGACUUCUGGAAUUAGGAAGUACUUUUCUUUGGACACCCCGUGAAUCUGCCACGUAACUGACUCCAGCAACAUAGUCUCUACCUAGAUGGCAAAAUAAGUAUAUCUUUAACCAACAUGAAAAACGUUUGAACCUGUACAGUAGAGAAGAGAACAACGCCACGGUUAUAUGUAUAAACAUGUUCAAGGCGUGAAGGAGAUCUGGGAGAAGACAGCGCUCUUCCCGUGAGAACCUGUUUGAGUCAAGCCAACUGGGUUGAAUUGGAACUUCAAACAGCAACGAUAAAGUUUCGCCCAGUACCAGGUCAACUUCAAUGCCGAUGGAGCAUUGUAAAGGAAUGUAUGUUUACGCGUACCAAGUGAAAUCCGAUGACGCUUGAUUCCCGUCAGGCCCGCGUGUGUUUGUGUUAAAUUUCGCCAUCGAUGUUUUUCCACAUCGUAAAAACAAGGUUCCAACCACAUUCUUCAGUCGCCAGAACCAACACGCAACCAUCUCUCAGCGCACUCAAUACAUCCCGCAGUAAGCAUCGGCUCGGAAGAUUAACAGGCUGGUAUUGUCGGAGCAAUCACAGUGUGAGGUGGCAGUAUUAUUGACUCGAUCGUAGUCAGCCACAUUUCCGCAGCAUCUCGUCGCUUGCUGAGGAGGACGGACAUGGGCGGUUUAAAAAAAAAUGUGCGCUCGUGCAGUUAAACCUGGAAACUGUACUCUUCUUCUCGCACUUUCAACCGGGAUCGCAGUGUGAAGUAGUUGCUUCGGCAGGAAAUGCGUAUAACUGAAGUAAUUUGUUGGUGUAAUAAAGAAAUUCGUGAAACCGGAAGAAUAUCGAAUGUAUUACACUGUUCUUUAAAAAUGGAAAGUUAUAGUGAAUACAGAAAAAAAUAAUAGCAAACAAGUUUGUUGGAAGAUUGAGUACAUAGUGGAAUGUGAGUGUCUUAUAAAAAGAUUCAGUACAAUGUUAGAGUAAUACAAAGAAUCGAAAGAAAUUUAAAUCAGCUUAUGUGAUCGUAGUGAGCUCAUCUAGGGCGAUGAAAGCGCCUAAUGUGAAUUUAGUAGAAAUGGCAAAUGUACCGGCUGGAAGUAGGGUGCAUCAGCAUUUAGAAUGCCGUUAUAGUGAAAAUGUAAUCCAUUGGGAACUGGAAAACGUUUAAUGUUGAAACACAUUCACUCGGGCCCCGUGUCUGGUCAAAACCGGUCGGCACGGGGUCUAAACCGGGUGGCUCAACCACUGAACGUAUCGACCGUUUCUGCUAAUUCUGUGACACCGUCCUCAGCAAAGCACAUGAAUGGUGGUCCUCCAAGGUUGUUGCCGUCAUUCAUAACGCCCCUGCCUUCGGUGUCAUCGAAUAGCAAUAACAACAAUCAUAACGCCAACUCAACUACUAAUAACAACAUCCUGAGUAGUACUACUGUAAAUAUAAAUAAGAAUAGGCUUGGCGCACGAGAAGCUUUGACAAGCUUAGGAUUAUUAUGUUUAGUGUCUCUCCUGUUAGCUUUAUUAUCGUUGAUAUUUUUGUUGAAAAUUUCGCCCGGAGGCCGGGAACCACCACCACCGACUGUUGGACAGACGGUACUUGAAGACUAUGCCAUCGUUUAUGAUGUUACUUUGGCAUUAUGUGCCCUUUCGUUGUCGCUGAACCUGUGCUGCUUGCUUGUGUGUGCCAUUCAGUUCUUAUUUGCUGUUAAAUUAGUCCGCGCACCUGCAACCACCGGAAGAGGCAACAAAUACUUACAAAAGUCGAGCGUCAGUCGAGUAUGCGCCGUAGGAGGGUUUUUCAUAUCUAUUCCUAUUUUUUUAACAGGAAUCAUUUUAUACACCUUUACGCAGUUUCAUUCAACACCAGCGAUAGUAACAAGCAUACUGAUCGGCGUGGGAAUCGUAUUCUGUGGCGGAGCCAUGGUCCAUAACGUAUUCGUGUGGCAAAGAGAGAAAACCAUUAGCGUGCGGCAGGCACCACUAAAUUUGAACUUGACGCUAUCUCCUCAGAUAAGUGCAAUUUCUCACCCAGCGCAGUACCUAAACCAAAACGGGCACGCGACACAUCUGAGUUUGAACCAUUGCCACCCGAACCAUAAUCACACCCCCGUCACACAACUGACCCCGGUUACACCACUGUCGGGCAAUCAUUCUCACAUCAGUUUCAAUCAUUCGUACAUACCCACGUAUGGGGGCAUACGGGCAGCAACAGCGACACCACCAACACCUAAAGUGAGUGCUUUGCUUGGUCGAGAUGCGACCGGAUCCGUCAGUCCUGGCAUGCCACCUAACAUGAACUCGGCCACACUUGAUAUCAGCAACGUGACCGCCACAAAUUCCCCUCAUGAACUAUCGACGCUUGUGUGAGAUAAUUAUUUACAUUGUUUUUGUCGUUCCUUAGAAAACAGUGAAUUCGCAUGCAAUCAGCGUAAAGGUGACUACAAGGUAUAUGUCCUUUCACUGCAUCCGCAUUAUGCUCACAAGCGAAUUAUCGCGCAAUUAGAAUGAGCCAUUUAAAGAAGGAUUGCAUCCUUAUAGUGCGUUGCGUUGUUGUAUUUCGACGAGUGAUAGAGAUACAUGACUGAAUAUACUACCGUUCUACGCUUAAGUUUUCCAGUAGUUUAUUACCGUUCUACGCUUAAGUUUUCCAGUUCGUACUCAUCUAUCUUAUAAAAAGAGCAUACAACAAUAUGUUUGGGAAAUGCGCUUAGAGCCGUUCCAGAAGAAGGAAAGGGAGCAUCCUUUUGAACGUUUCUCUGCCAUUCUCCUCGCUUCCGGUUCGAUCAGGAGGACAUUUCCGAAAGCACCUAAAAAGUGUUGUCGUGCUACUUGACUUUUACUGUAGAGUAGAUAUAGAAAAUUUGACGUUGUACGUUUGAACUGUAGAAUACAAUAGGGUCCGUUCUUUCUAGUAUAAAUGUGGCCUUGGAAAUUCGUUGAUCUUAAUGUACAAAGUAUUGAUUUAGGACGUCGUUAAUGAUGACGUAUGGAUGUACAGUUCCAUUGUAAAAUUGCAUUUUUUAUUUAUUUAUUACAGUAAUUUUAUUUGUUUUGUGUUCUAGACUAAGCUUUUAAUUUGAUGGCUGGCAGUAUGAAGAUUUUAGUUGUUAAACCAAGGGUUAAAUGUACAUUGUUUGAAAGGACCGAAAUAAAUGUUUU
This is a messenger RNA of Topomyia yanbarensis, 3645 nucleotides long. RefSeq lists its product as uncharacterized. The coding region runs from base 1660 to 2853 and encodes 397 amino acids. The transcript is spliced from 7 exons. The record is from RefSeq and is a predicted model, not a curated record. NCBI's taxonomy places the organism in Eukaryota, Metazoa, Arthropoda, Insecta, Diptera, Culicidae.